Messenger RNA from Durio zibethinus, 2068 nucleotides. The record is from RefSeq and is a predicted model, not a curated record. Lineage: Eukaryota; Viridiplantae; Streptophyta; Magnoliopsida; Malvales; Malvaceae.
ACACUUGCUAAUUAUAAAAGGGAUUGAGGGAGUUUAGUGUCACGUGAUAUAUAUAUAUAUAUCAACACCACCUGCAACAUUUUAUGAUAUCGAUCACUUUGUUUCUUUUCCAUUUCUAUAAAAAGGAGGUUCUCUCAGACGACCGGGAGCCUCGAUAAAAGGAAAAAGUAAACAAACAAAUGGUGAAGAGUAUGUUUAGCUCCAAGUAUGUGGCAUGUCUGGUUUCUUCUAUAAUUCUCAAUGCGUUGUUUAUUAUCAAUAUUUUUGUUGGUGGUCAAUGGAACCUGAGUUGGACCUCAAGAGCUGCAGCUGAAGCAGAAACUGUAGCAGCUAUAUCCUGUUCAGGGCAUGGAAGAGCUUACUUGGAUGGCUUGGUUGUUGAUGGAAAUGAACCAGUUUGCGAAUGCAACACAUGCUAUGCAGGCUCUGACUGCUCUCAGUUUAUUCCUGACUGCGCAGCAAAUGCUGAUGGUGGGGAUCCAUUAUUUUUGGAACCGUUCUGGAUGCGGCAUGUAGCUAGUAGUGCACUGGUAGAGGCUGGGUGGCAUCGAAUGAGCUAUACAUUUAAUGAUCAUACCUUUAUCUCAAAAGAGCUAGAAAGGAUCAUCCGCAAACUACACGCAAUUGUAGGGAAUGCAGUCACAGAAAACAGAUUUAUUAUUUUUGGUGCAGGUUCAACCCAAGUCCUUAAUGCUGCAGCUUAUGCACUGUCCCUUGAAAAUACCUCCUCAUCUACAGGAAUUGUAGCUUCAGUCCCUUACUACACGCUCUACAAAGGUCAAGCAGAAUAUUUUAGUUCAGCAAAAUUCAAGUUUCAAGGAGAUGCUUAUACAUGGAGGAAGAAGUCAGAUGCUAUCACAAAUAUGAUUGAGUUUGUAACAUCACCAAACAAUCCUGAUGGACGAUUAAACAAACAGAUUCUUCAUGGCCCUAAUGUCAAAACAAUUUAUGAUCGUGCAUAUUACUGGCCACAUUUUACACCAAUUCCAGCUCCUGCAGAUGAAGAUCUGAUGGUAUUUACACUUUCCAAGCUUACUGGUCAUGCAGGCAGCAGAUUUGGUUGGGCAGUGAUAAAGGAUGAAAAUGUCUUUAACAGAAUGACAGCACACAUAAACAUAAAUUCAAUGGGCGUUUCUAUGGAUAGUCAGUUAAGGGCCUUUAAGCUUUUGAAAGCAGUCUUAGAAGGAGAAGGAAAGGAAAUAUUUGACUUCGCAUACCAGACAAUGAAGGCCAGGUGGGAAAGAUUGACAAUGGCCUUAUCCUCGUCAAAACGUUUCUCUCUUCAGAAAAAUAAUCCUCAAUACUGCAUUUUUUACAAUAGAGUCAGAGAAUUUUCACCAGGUCUUGGUAUCAACAAUCGGGUCCUUGGGCACUACCUAUGACCAUCAAGGGAUCAAUUCACUCCUUUAGAACUUGAUUUUCUUAUAACCAUUAGCUGCUGCAAGAUCUUGAACUUGAUUCUGUUGUUUCAAGGUUCUACAACAUUUUUGCUACCUAUAAGAAUUUAGGUUUCAAUAAUGAUUGAGACGCAACUAUAGGACAAUGACACCAUAAAAUAAUACUUCUGAUUCACAACAGCUACAAAUCUUGUUGUGAACACGAUGUUAAAUGUAAAGAAAAACUCAGUUAAAUGUCACAUUCUGUUCUAUGAACUUCAAACAUUUAUGUCCAAAAGUCUUGUGUUGCAGUCACCUAUAUCUUCAUUCCAUCACCAUUUUACCUAUAUAAACAACUUUAAUCUUUGUUCUCCUACUGGAAUUGGAUGCUUAAGCUGGGAGUCAAUCAAUUAUUUAGCUAAAAAAAAUUCUAUUAACAUGUUUUCUUCUUGCCCAAGCAAUUAUCUUCAUGUUAAACUCUCAUUUGAGGUAUUAAAACAUCAACCCUUCACAUGAAUAGACCUUCUUAGAAUUCACAUUAAUUUUAUGCUCUCAACUCAUAUAUUCGAUGCUACAUAACCUACUAUUCUGGACGGGUCCAAGGAUGUAAUCAUUUCAUUUAUUCCUAUUUUUAUAUCAUUCUUACCAUUUCUCUGCAACCAUACAGAGCAGAAUGUCUUUAAAUACAAAGA